AUUUAGGGCACACUUCUCUCUUUUCCGUAUUUGGAAUCUCGAACUUCGGCUUUGGAUUUCUCUUCUUUGACUCUCCUCACCAUCCACCACAUCCGCCAAUCCAUCACGCCCAAAAUGGCUCCCAAGAAGAAGGUUGAACGUCCCGCGAACGAGAACAUCUCUCUCGGCCCCCUGGCCGGAGAUGGCAAGCUCGUUUUCGGUGUCGCCCGUAUCUUUGCCUCGUUCAACGAUACCUUCGUCCACGUCACCGAUCUCAGUGGUCGCGAAACCAUCUGCCGUGUCACCGGUGGUAUGAAGGUCAAGGCUGACCGUGACGAGUCCUCUCCCUACGCUGCUAUGUUGGCUGCCCAAGACGUUGCUGCUCGCUGCAAGGAGUUGGGAAUCAACGCCCUGCACAUCAAAAUCCGUGCUACCGGAGGUAACGGAACCAAGACCCCCGGCCCCGGUGCCCAGUCUGCUCUCCGUGCUCUUGCCCGCUCCGGCAUGCGCAUUGGCAGAAUCGAGGAUGUGACCCCUACCCCCUCCGACUCUACUCGCCGGAAGGGUGGCCGCCGUGGUCGUCGUCUGUAAGCGCUGGGACGGUCGUCUCUUUAUACUUUCUCCAGGUUGUGCACAAUUUGCAAGAAGCUUGCGAUUGCACGUGGACCAAGGAUGGAUUGCGCGGGUAUCUUCUGGGUAUCUGUUAGCAUAUGUGGAUGGAAUAAACGCGAAGAACGGCAGUAUUCUCGCCUGGUCUUCUUUUCUUUGUGGAGUUUGUUCAUAUCAAAGCAUUUUCCAUUUGAGCUGGGCAUGGCUGCUGCGGCCUCCGUUUAUGCGGGCUGUUGACUACAGUGUUUGCCAGCUUGUAUAAUGGGGAUCUCUUGACAAUCUAUUAAUACAAUGGAGAUUCUUAACCUACUACUGACCUUCGCCUACAAAAUGCGCUGUUACCCGUUUCGUAGCGUAAUUGUUACUACACUCCAUAUUUGAAAUUUCGAUCGUAGUUUUUGAAGAACCAAA
Blastomyces gilchristii SLH14081 is the source of this 999-nucleotide messenger RNA. Its product is annotated as 40S ribosomal protein S14. Gene Ontology annotation, biological process: translation; maturation of SSU-rRNA from tricistronic rRNA transcript (SSU-rRNA, 5.8S rRNA, LSU-rRNA); ribosomal small subunit assembly. Gene Ontology annotation, molecular function: structural constituent of ribosome; mRNA 5'-UTR binding; small ribosomal subunit rRNA binding. Lineage: Eukaryota; Fungi; Ascomycota; Eurotiomycetes; Onygenales; Ajellomycetaceae. Gene Ontology annotation, cellular component: cytosolic small ribosomal subunit; ribosome. The transcript has 4 exons. The coding region runs from base 115 to 570 and encodes 151 amino acids. The record is from RefSeq and is a predicted model, not a curated record.